Sphaerodactylus townsendi is the source of this 10842-nucleotide messenger RNA. RefSeq names its product zinc finger FYVE-type containing 26 (gene ZFYVE26). The record is from RefSeq and is a predicted model, not a curated record. Gene Ontology annotation, biological process: mitotic cytokinesis; regulation of cytokinesis; double-strand break repair via homologous recombination. Gene Ontology annotation, molecular function: metal ion binding; phosphatidylinositol-3-phosphate binding. Gene Ontology annotation, cellular component: lysosomal membrane; centrosome; midbody. The transcript is spliced from 42 exons. Lineage: Eukaryota; Metazoa; Chordata; Lepidosauria; Squamata; Sphaerodactylidae. Bases 114 to 7799 code for a protein of 2561 amino acids.
GGCAAGAGUCGUUGAGCCUGCUUUAAAAGUAGAGAAGAGAGCCGUCGUCGGCUAAGUGUGCAGGGGCGUCGGGCAGGAAUGUAUUAGGGGAGGAGCCCCCUUUCCCCAGGAACAUGCUUCCAUUUGGUAAGGAGGAAUCCGCUUCCUUGGAGCAGCUCUUCUGGUUUUUCUGUGAAUCUGUGCAGCGGGGAGACUGGGAACUUGCCCAGGCCUGUGUUCCUCAGCUGCAUCAGUUGCAGGAGGAUGGUCCUGAAAAGGUGGAAACAAUCCUGCAUGCUUUGGUAGCCUGCCCUUCUCGUUUAAGGUGUGGGUCAAACUGUAGUCCUCAGAGAAUUGCUUGGUUUUGGCUCCUUGUAUUGCAGAAGUGGCUAGCAGUUGAACAGAGAACAGUUCCAGUAGCUCUCCAGAGAGAAACUGAGUUCUUGGUGCUCUUAGAAGAACUUGGAAAGGAUAUCUCCCACACCAUCCUAGAGGAGCUAUAUGAAGCUUAUGAAAAUGUCCAUGGAUCGAACAGGAAGCAAAAGGAUGUCUCCAUGCCGAAAUUUAGUGUGGAGGUCAUCUCUGCUUUCCGAAAACUGCUCUUGCGAGCGCCUCGGAAGAUGCAAGCCAUGUUGGAGUUCCUGCAGAGAGAUUCUGUUGGAGAGAACUCUUCCCUGACACAAAGUUGCUCAGUGCAAAGCAUCCUUCUUGGCUUCCUCUGGGACUCCCUAAAACUUUUGAAGUGUUUUCAGUUAAAUCCAGAAUCAUCAGAACGAGAUGGGAAGGACGCCGUAGAUGCAAUUUAUAAUGUGCUUAGUAUAUUGAAUGUGGAAGUGGAGAAUCCGACUGGAGAGCUGCACCUUCUAUGCAGAGAACUUCUGGAUGCUUGUUGGGCUGAAAGAAGCCCACUGAUAGAAGAGAGGUUGCUGAGCUGUAUGUUAAGGAAAGACAGCCACGCCUUGAUAAAUAUGUUUGGCAGUGUUUUCAUUGAGAAGACAAGAGAGAAACUUCUGGGACCAAAGUCAUCCGGCAAAGGUGCAUCUGAACAGCUGGAUACUGAGAAGGCAGUGAUGUCUCUGUUCUCAGGCUUUGAACCUACUUAUUCUUGGAAGUCUGCCUAUUUUUACUUUCUUAUCUGCAACAAACACUUUUUGGAACAAAUUCUGAUCACAGCAUUAGCAUUACUGAAAAGGGAAGAUUUCUCCAGCCUUGGUAACUUACUGAAAAGGGAAUUCAGCCACCUCUGUCGCCUCCUGAUAUUACUAGGAUGGACUCAGUGUCGUAGUCUGGAAUCAGCCAAGAAGCUGCUGUGCACUCUACAUAAAUCUCAGGGCCUCUGCAAUGACACUGUCUUAAAGGACUUCUGCGAUGGGCUGUGUUUCCAACUAGAGGUUCUUGAAUGGUGUAUACAACAAAAUAGUAACCCUCUCCCAGAGAAGAUACUUUUGCAGCAUUUGCACAAUUUGGAUUGCCACUCUUCACUUUAUCACCUUCAUCACCUGACCAGCCUCGUGGCCCUGGAUGAAGAAGCUGUCAUUGAACUUCUGCAGAGAACUGCAACCAGGGACACAGAAGCUCAAGAUUCAACUGUGAGGCCAGCUUCCAGCCUCUUGAGUCAGCAGCGCAACCUCAUUCUUUUCCGGGCAUUUUGUGCCAUGAAAUAUGCCAUCUAUGCACUCUGUGUCAGUGCACACAGACAUGCAAACUGCAAGGAGUGCUUGACCCACUUUGCCAGUGACCUCCCUGAUGAGAAUGAUCCUGCAGACCAGCCUCUAUUCCCAGAUUAUGCAAGCCUCUUUGCUCAUUAUCUUGACAAGUGCCAGCAGUUUUUAAGGACAGUCCUCGUUCCUCUGCGUCUGGAGCUUCUGGAGAACAUCUUCUCCUUGCUGUUUGUCUCAUACAAUGAUCUCUGCAGUACUUCCUCCCGAGAGAACAAGAACGCAGAAGAAACUGACUGUGAGAAGAGACCAGAAUGUUGCACUAGCCAAGGUUCUUCUGCCUCCACAAGUCCACAGCAUUCUGCAGGGCUUGAAAGAAGUCCUGAAUUGCAUCUCUCUGUAUCUCGAGAGCACACCAGGAUCCAAACGCUGUUGGACUUUGAAUCAAAUGGCCAGAAUUGCAGUUUCUUCACAUUAAGCGGCUUGGAUUUGAAACACUUCACCAGUGGGAUUAAGGGUUUUUUAGCUGAUGAUGUUGUAAUAGAGAGUCUUCUCAAAAUGCUGCUGGAUCAUCUGAAAGAAAUUGAGGAUUCUUUUCCAGGGGACACAAGCCACACUCCUCAGGAGGAGCAGGCAUUGCUGGAUUACUUGAAUUUAUCUGUGAACCGAGGUGGCUUUGGCUCCCGUGUGCAUCUGUUCUCAAAGUACCUCUCUGAAGCUCAAUGGCGGUACAAAAUAGUGAUGAGUAAUAGAAAUUCAGGUGAUCAACUUGUACACGCUAGAAUGCAGGGUCAUGUAACAAGAGAAUCCAGCACGAAGAGACACACUCGGCCUCAAAGGCAAAAACCAGAUAGCAAGGAAAGAGCUUCAGGCGCCUCACUGGAAAGCACAAGCAGUGAAUUAAGCAGCACUAAUGCGUCAGAAGGAAGUGCUAGUGUGCUAUCUGACUGGAGCGAGGUAGAAUACAGGAUGAAGCCACUGCAGAACUCACUCAUCCCAAUGAUGCUUUCUCCGCCAGAAUCACUUCUCGUUUCCUGUAUCCUGAGGGGAAAUGUUGUAGAAGCCCAUCAGGUAGCUGCUAUGUUUAACUUGGAGUCUUCUGUGUCCUAUGGGGAGCUGCUUUUCCUGGAACAUUACCAAGGAGUGAUCCAGGAACUCACAAAAGUGGAACACAAGAUCGAUGCUCAAUCAUUGGAGGGUUCUGGAAACCUGAAACAGUCUGUUGGUGGCCGUUCAACAUUACAGGCUAUUGGGAAUGCAGCAGCAGCAGGUAUGGUGUUUUACUCCAUUUCAGAUGUUACUGAUAAGCUGCUUACACCUUCGGGAGGCCUUGUUCCUAUGCUCCAAGAAGGCUUCUGGUCAAAUAGUAUCCAGCUGGAGCAUACAGACCCCCUGAGAGAUGUCCUGGAAGGCCUCUGCUCUUCUGCCAUGGCCAUAUUUGACUUGGCAGCUACCCAGUGUCACCUGUGGAAGACCUGCAAGCAGCUCUUAGAAAUGGCAGAGAGGAAGUUGCAUAACAGCCUUGAAAUGAAGGGACGAAGACUUGAUUCUGUUCUUAUGUGCCCUGACGGCUUGAAAGGGUUCCCAGCAUUUCUUCAACAACUAAGUAUAAUUAUCAAUACGUCUCAAGGGCAUCCUCAGUCAGAAAUCUCCUGUGGGCAAAUAAGUAGUCACUUCCACUGCAGUGCUGUUGAUCUAUUGCAGACUUGUUAUCCAAACCUGACAGAGGACUGUAUUACUAAUCAGGUUGUAUUAUCACAGCGCUUUGAUCAAAUCCUGGAGAGACUAGCAAAUGCAGAGAAUUCUUCAGAUUCCAAAAGUAACUUGCUUGCCUCAUUGGUAGAACAAGCUUCUUUGAAACCUGCAGAAUUAGAAUCACAUCCAGUUUAUAAUCAAAUCAAACUGUUGCUGAGAACACUGGACCUUCAUACUCAGAGUACACAGGGGGAAAGCAAAAUGCAGCCUGUCUACGUGCAGAACUUCUUUGCUUAUAUUAACAAGUUGGCUGCUGUUGUCCUCCAGAGCCUCAAUCCAGAACUAGAUCGGUCUGCUGAAGUUCAAGUAGGAAACCCCUUCCUGUUGCUCCAGCAGAGCCCUUCUCAGUUGCUGUCCCAGCUCUUGUUUGAGAGGCAGGUUUCUCCCAACAAGUUGUCUCUGCUGCUGGUCAAAGAACAACUGAAUUUAAAUGUGCAGCAAGUGAUAAUACACUAUUGCUGUGAGGCGCUGCCUCUGUGCAACACCCGGCAAAGCAGCCAGAUUAGGUCGCUCCUAACCAAUAUAAGCAGCUUAGCCCACCUCCAUGCAUAUCACUGUUUGCCUGAUGUUGAGAUACCCAUCCACAAUCCAGCCAUGGACUCUGAGGACACUUCCAGCCAUUCCUCCUCCUCACUGGCUGAACAGAAGCAGCACAUGCUCACUACUUCUUCCCUCUCUUUCCUGAAGUCUCAGUCAACGUUAACAGCCACCGUGGCUUGUCUCAGUGCAUCAGAUGUUCAGAGAGCCCCCAAAACGAGCCUGUCAUGGAUAGAGUUCCGAGGCAGACGCGAACUUCCCUUGUCCAUGGAGCAAAUUUCCAAGGAAUGUGAAGUGUUGUUAAAGGAAUUCCCGUUCUUGGAGAGCUUUCUUCUUACUAUGAGCCAACCCUUGCAAGACCCUCUGGAUGAGGGAAACAGUUUGGCUAGUAAACUCUGUGGCAAGCCCUACAUCUCCUUGCUCUUCAUGGGAUGGCAUUCAGUCAGAGCUGUUGAGGUGCUAAUGGAAAUCUUUGAGCAAGCACUAACAGCAGGCGAUUGGCUUAGAGCCCUGAAAAUCUUGGAUCUCUACAGCCAGGGUAUGGAAGAACUGGUCACUGUGAGGGACGCUGUGCUGAGCUGUGCUGCUGCUGAUGGUCCAGAAGGUUGGCAGCAUCUUUUCCGAGUGAGGGACGCCAUGCUGAGGAGUCGGCUGGCCUUGCGCUGUCUGGAUAAGUGGCCCCUGAAGGCUUGUCUGGACAUUUUAGCUUAUUGCACCUGUGACCCUGAGGUGUCUGAAGCACUCAGAUUUGAUCUACAGAGCAAGACGAAAGAACUUCAGGUUUACCAAAAGAUUCUAAGUCUACAAGACAUCCCUGUGUGGCUUGACUGGCAGGAUCUCAAAAUAGCCUGCGUUGAUAAUCCUCAGGCUGUUCUGAGGGUGAUUCUGGAGGCAAAGGAGUAUGAAUUAUGUGAAGAAUGGGGCAAUCUGUAUCCUAUUCCAAGAGAUCAGUUAAUCACUCUUCACCAGAAGCAUCUCCUUUACUUGCUGGAGAUGGGAGAUAUGGAGAAGGCUUUGCUGCUCUUACAAAGGAUAGAAGACCCAGACAUUCAACUUGUCAUAAGUGAACAAUGUCUUGAUAAACAUCCCAGCUUGGCAGCUUCUCACUUCCUUGCGGAUUACCUCACAACAUAUUUCUACAGGCACUUAACAGUUAUGCGCCAUAAUGAAAUUCAGGCACUUUAUAUGGGAUCCAAGGUGUUGCUGACUCUUCCCGAGGCUUACCGUGCUAACUAUUCUCACCUCUCCUGCAACCCACUGCUCAUGCUGGAACAGCUUCUGAUGAACAUGAAAGUGGAUUGGGCUGCCGUGGCCAUACAGACACUGCACCAGCUGUUGGCUGGGCAGGAGAUAGGUUUCACUGUGGAAGAUGUUGAUGCUUUGCUUUCCAAAUAUGCAGGGAAAGCCCUCGACUUCCCCUUUUCAUUAAAAGAGAAGAGAUCAGAUUCCAUUAUUCAGAUUCAAGAGAGUCUUUGUCAGGUAUCUGAAUCUGGCACAUUGUCUAAAUCAGGAUCAACGGAGUUAUAUUCUCCUGGUUUUCCUGAUGCAACACGUUCAUCAAGCCCAGGAGAAAGAAGUCUGCCUCAGAGUGUUUCUGUUCAGGAAUUUGUGCCACCUGAGAGGCCCCCACUGAAACACCAGUGGAUCCCAGAUGAAACCGAAGGAACAUGCAUGGUCUGCAAAACUGAACGUUUUACUAUGUUCAAUAGACGGCAUCACUGCAGACGUUGCGGAAGACUUGUGUGCAGCUCGUGUUCUACCAAGAAAAUGGUGGUAGGAGCUUGUAGGGAAAACCUGGCUCGUGUCUGUGACCAGUGCUACAAUUACUACUACAACAAGGAAUGUUCAACGGUUUUACUCCAAGAUACAGUAAGUGCAAACAAUGAGGACAAGGAUCAAGAAGAAGAGACAUCUGAACAUUCAGAUUACUCUGUAGUGAUGCAAGUACCAAAGACAGCAGAGCCCGAAUGGCUUCUUUCUUUGAGAGAAGAAGAGAAUGAAACUGUGCGCAGUGAGUUUUAUUAUGAACAGGCUCCCAGCGCUUCCUUGUGCAUUGCCAUCUCCAAUCUGCACUCAGAUAGCGUAGCUUGUGGUCACCAGUUGAUCGAGCACUGUUGUAAGCUGUCUCAGGGCCUGACAAACCCCGAAAUGGAUGCUGGGCUCCUCACAGAUAUCAUGAAGCAGCUUCUUUUCAGUGCCAAAAUGAUGUUUGUAAAAGCUGGAAGAAGCCAAGAUUUAGCUCUUUGCGACAGUUACAUCAGCAAAGUAGAUGUGUUGACUAUUUUGGUGACUGCUGCAUAUCGUCAUGUACCAUCUCUGGAUCAGAUACUGCAGCCUGCAGCAGUUACAAGGCUACGAAAUCAACUUUUGGAAGCAGAAUACUAUCAACUUGCUGUAGAGGUUUCUACAAAGACUGGCCUGGAUCCUGCUGGUGCAUGGCAUGCAUGGGGAAUGGCUUGUCUUAAAGCAGGCAAUCUAACUGCUGCCAGAGAGAAAUUCAGCCGAUGCAUCAAGCCCCCACGAGAUUUGAAUCAGCUGAACCUGGGCACAAGACUGGUUCAAGAUAUUAUCCAGUACCUGGAGACCACUGUGAAGCCUAUUCUUUCUGUGCAGGAUGAUGACUACUUUGCCACAUUGAGGGAACUGGAAACUGUACUGAGAACACGAAGCCUGUGUCUGGAGAUGAUACCCGAGGGGAAGAUCCAGCAUAACAGCUACUACCAAGAGUGCCUCUUUUAUUUACACAAUUAUGGCACCAAUCUAGCCAUCAUUAGCUUUUAUAUGAGGCAUGGCUGCAUGCGGGAAGCACUGCUGCACUUGCUAAACAAGGAAAGCCCACCGGAAGUGUUUAUUGAAGGGGUCUUUGUCCCAAGUUAUAAAAGUGGGAAGCUUCACCUGCUGGAGAACCUGCUGGAAACCAUUGAUCCCAGCCUGGGCAGCUGGGGUGUUUAUCUCAUUGCAGCUUGCAAGCACUUGCAGAAGAAGAAUUAUUUCCAUAUUCUGUAUGAACUGCAGCAGUUUAUGAAGGAUCAAGUCCGUGCUGCCAUGACGUGUAUUAGAUUUUUCACUCACAAGGCAAAGUCAUAUACUGAACUGGGAGGCAGACAGAGAUGGCUACUGAAAGUUAAGGAUCAUCUCAAAGUUUACCUACAGGAAGUUUCAAGGACCUCAGGAAGGAAAAAAGCCCAGUGCACAUUCCGUAAAAAAAUGUCUGCGACUGAUGUGUCAAGGCACCUCAGUACAGUUGAGCUUCAAAUGGAAGUAACAAAGUUCCUCCAUCAGUGUGAAAAACUGAGUUCUUUGCCUAGAGCUGACUUGGCUGUACCCACACUUUUUGGAAACAAUCAAAUGAAAAUGGAAGUUGCUUGCAAGGUCAUGUUGGAAGGCAAAAACAUUGAAGAAGGCUUCGGAAUUGCAUUCAGAGUCCUACAGGACUUCCAGCUGGAGGCUGCUGCUGUGUACAAUAAAGUGGCCCAGCAGCUGUUGAAGCAGCAGAAGUACAGUGAGAUCAGGCAGCUCCUUAAAUGCAUCAAAGAAUCGGGAGUUGCUGCUAAAAAUGAUGGCGACAAUGUCAUCCUGAACUGUCUGGGCGAGCUUGGUGCUAUCCCUUCUGAGGAGCUGGACGAUCUGAUCCAGGAUAUGGACAGUGAUGAAAACAAGAUCCAAGCAUAUCUGAGAUGCCACAAGCUGCGUUCUGCUUACCUGGUUGCUGUGAAGCUAGAGAACCCUAGAGCUGUGCAGUUGGUUCAGCAUGUACGGCAGUUGGCUGAAGACAGUGGGGAAGAUGUGGUGCAGGCAAUUUGCACUCAGUGGCUUUCAGUGCACCAAGCUAAACCAAAAAGCUGGCUUGCUCAGAACACCAGGAAGUGAUUACCAGCUGCAUGGAGAUUGGUUAUUCCUGAAAGGAAAGUUUGGCAUCAUGCCAAGUGAAUGAAAUGUUGGCUGACAGCAAGGCAGAGAGGCGCUGCUCAGAUGUUACAAGUGAAAGGGACGAGACUGAUUUCCUUAAAGUGCCAUUUUGUCUUAGUGACGACCAACCACUGCUACCUCAGGGUGUUCUUGCUGUGUUAAGUAUGAAAAGGCAAGACUGAAUUAUUAACAGUGAGAUCCUUUUAUUACUACAAAGGCAUUUGUUUACCCAGGCCAUUAAUUUUAUUAACCUAAAAACCUAUACUGGAUCAGCUUUAAUUUGGAGCCUAAUUUUCUGCAGUUGUUUAAAGACAAAGUUGUCACAGGAAACCCCCGACCAAAACAUCUCUCCCUUAUUACCUUUUAUGUUUAGAAAUGGAUUUUACUGUUAUCGAUUCCUCCUAAAUAUGAAUACAGUAUGUGUGGUUUCUGAAAUACGUGUUGAGAGGCAAAGGGGAGCUAUUACAUCACAGGACUUUUCUCUCUGCUGUGCUGCUGUUGGCAAAAACUUACAAGAUCUUAUUUGGCAUUGUGUUGGGAAAGAUGAGAAAUGUGCUGAGAUGUUUUUCUUGGAACAUGUUCCUGGGGCUAGUUGACAAGGUAGCCUGACCUCAGGAAGUUUUCAGCUUCUUUUUGUCUUCAUGUGUUCCUUUUAGUUUUCUUGGGUGAUCUGUAUCUUGCAUGCAUCAGCUGUCUAUCUCAUUUUCCAGAGGCUGAUUGAUUUGAUUUUCAGAACCUAAUGAUAGACCUGGUAAAGGAAUUCCUAGGAAGGAGCUUAGUCCUUUGACUGGAUUUUUUGCUUGUGACAUAGUGCCUUUGUAACCCAUUAGACGACUGAAAGGAAUUAUAUUUGAUUUUGGCUGUAAUCAGCUUUCAUCUGGCAUCUUUUCUGUAGUGUUUUUGGGGAAAUAUCCUCAAGACUUGAAUAGAAGAGUUUUGAAAGGGUAGACUGCCUCUCAUUCUUGCCUGUUCAAGAAAAUCUUGUGCAAUAGUGAACUUUAGUACUGAUGUCUCUUAGUCGGGUAUUGUUUUGGGCAGAGGGGCCAAUUCUGCGUGCUUUAUCAUAGGAGCAACACCAUCCUCCCAUUUGUAUUAACUGAGAGAAGCAUCUAGUUAAGGAGGAUUGGAUUUGAAUUCUUCAACUUUUUAUGGAAACCUACAAAGUGUAGGUUAUACCUUCUAGAUCUGUUUGGUAGAUCUUGUAAUUUAUGCUUCAAAUCAAUUUCAUAACGUUUGGCGAAUUGUUAUUUCUACUUGCCAUGUAGGAGCUAACCACGUGGCUGUUUCUGCAGUGGUUGCUCUCUGUGUCUUUGAGAGAAAAGUUUACUUCAUGUGUUGCCAGAGGUUCUGCUAGUGUUUUCAGAUAAGGAACUGACAUUGGCUGGCUUGUGCAGCUGCCAGUGCAGAACCUGUGAUUCGUGAGGUGUUUCCCAUUUUCCCCUUGUUUACUCACUUGCCGUGGCUGCCAAUAGACAAGCGCAUAAGUCAUAACAGACCUGUGAUCAUGUGCAGCAGCCUGGUUUGACUUACACACAGGGUAAGCUCUUCUGCCUCUGCUAGUAUAUCCUUCUGGUCUUUGUACUGCUCUUAUAACUGCAGCAUUAUGACACUGAAAAAGCCACAUGGGGGGGAGGGGAGGUUGUAAAUUUUGUCUCUACCAUUGUGGAAAAUAUAUUUAACAAAAUUUGUGCUGAGUGAACCACCCACAAGUUUCAACUGUAGCAUUCAAGGGUUAAAGUAGACUUAGUAAUUCACUUAGAUGAAAUGAAAACAGGACGAGGGGGGAAUGUAGAUUAUGCUGAGCAGUUAUGGGAAUGAACUAGUAACGUAGCCUGAGAUUAGCUUUGGAAAUGGCUGUUGCUCAUUCCCAAGUAGCAAAGUGAUCCUUCAAGCAACUGUUAAUCCUAGAGGUUGCUGCAAGCAGAAACUGUCAGUGAAAGCCAUACUAUCCUGUUGUGUCCAUGUAAUAGCGGGUGUAGUGUGGCACUCCUAUUGCCAUCUGAGAUAGGAAGCAGAGAAAAUAAAAAUAGUGAAUAGAGUGUGGAAGAGAGGCUUGCUGUCAAAUUUGCAAUCUGUUUUGGCCUGCUGCCCUUCUCAUUUGUUCCUAAAUUUGCCUCAACAAUGGUAUAGUCAAGAGUGUAAUGGGGCUGGUUUGGAAUUGACUUCAUUUUAAAUUUAAGUAACUGAAAGUGUCUGGCAGCUACCCUUCAGAUUUGAUUAAAAUGUUCUUUCUGAUCAACUGGUAAAAAGAAGCCUAACUAGUUAUCCGGUCUGUCCUGCAAAAUUCUGGUUUGCAGGUGAAGCUAGUGCUAUUAACAGGAGGACAAACUAACUGCCAAACACUAAUGCACAAUCUGUCCAUUGUGUUCACUGCAGUUGAGGCAGUUCAGAACUUUUAAUUCUGUGUGUGCGUUUUGUCCUCAAUCACUUAGCUCAUAAGUGCUGUCACAGACACAAACCUUGGAGAUGCCUAGCUCAUUACAUGUGCGGCUCAGAAAUAGCUAACCUUAAGUAGCUAAAGAUGUCUGCUUUUAGCUUCCGUGUUCUCCCCGCACCUAGAAUCCGAAGCUUAUCUCAUUACAGCUCACAAAAGCUGCUUUCGUUGUCUGUCAGACUUAGACAGGCUAGUCUGAGCACUAGAAGGGAAAGCACCACUUCCAUAGAUGAAAUCCCAUAUGCUUAUUACCCACUUGUGUUCCAUUCUUUUUGAGCUUCCCUCAAACACACACACGCCUUUCGCAGAGGGAGACAAUAGAAACCUUCUCAUAGAAGAGCCUGCCUUGUGUGUGGCAUUUCCUUUUGCACUAUACUUUAUGCACUUUACAUCCUAAGUAUUUUUGUCACCAGCAGAACCUGCGCCUGGGAGUUGACUUGUAUUUUCAAAUACAGUCAUGAGUUUGGAAACCUCUGAAUGAACAAAUUAGUUAUACUUCUAAGAAGAGAUCAUGAAUUUCUGUGUAAAGUAAGCAAAAAUAAAAAUAAAACCAACUUGGUGUCCUUUUCA